UAACGCCGGGCCGGGCCAGCCUUCUCUUUCCCUCUCACUCUCUCUUCCUGUCCUGUCCGUUUACGGAGUGAAAGGUUUGGGGAAAUUCCUUCGAGCUACUUCACUUCAGGUUUGUUCGGUGGGGAUUUAAACAUGCACACGGAGGCUUUCAAGUUCACGCUGCUGCUGCUGAUCCUGCUCUGCACCGUCCAGGACACUCUGUCACAGUCGCUGAGCCAGGUGGGUCGCGGAUGCCGGCUCUCCGCGGAAUCGUCCUCGCGCCGCUGCCGGACUACCGAUGGCAAGAUCUGCAGCGGCCGGGGCAAAUGUGAGUGCGGCACCUGCGUCUGCGAGGCCACCGAGCCCGGAAAGUUCUACGGGCCGCGCUGCGAAUGCCACGACUGGGUCUGCACGACGUACAACGGCCUGAUCUGCAACGACCGCGGCUACUGCGACUGCGGGGCGUGUGAAUGCGAUGACGGCUGGUACGGAGAUUCCUGCCAGUUCCAGGACGAUUGCAGCCUCUCCAGCAAGAAGAGCAAGGAGCUCUGCAAGAACCAGCAGGGGGUGGUCUGCUCCAACAGAGGAACCUGCCAGUGCGGGAGCUGCAUGUGUGACGAGAAACGCCUGGUGACCGGACGCUUCUGCGAGUGCGACGACAGCGAGUGUCUGGACGACGACACGGGCGAGAUCUGUGGAGGCCACGGCCAGUGUUACUGUGGAAAUUGCUACUGCGCCGCCGGUUGGCAUGGAGACAAGUGUGAGUUCCAGUGCGACAUCAGCCCGUGGGAAAGCAAGCGCAGAUGCACAAGUCCAGACGGCAAGAUCUGCAGCAACAGAGGAACCUGCGUUUGCGGCGAGUGCAGCUGCCACGACGUCGACCCGUCCGGCGACUGGGGAGAUAUUCACGGAGACACCUGCGAGUGCGACGAGAGGAACUGCCACGCGACCUACGACCGAUACACCGACGACUUCUGCUCUGGUCACGGCCAGUGCAACUGCGGCCGGUGUGACUGUAAGGAAGGAUGGGCGGGGAAGAAGUGCGAGCAUCCUCGGUCCUGCUCGCUGUCCUCGGAGAGCAGCCUGAAGAAAUGCAGAGGGGCGUCCGGCCUGCCCUGCUUCGGACGAGGUCAGUGUCGGUGUGGUCAGUGUUCCUGCCACCCCCCCGGAGACGCACGAGUCCACGGGAAGAACUGUGAGUGUGACGACCGGCAGUGUGAGGACCUCAGUGGAGAGGUGUGUGGAGGUCACGGCUACUGUUCCUGCGGACGCUGCAUCUGCGAGAACGGCUGGUUUGGGAAGCUGUGCCAGUUCCCCCGGUCCUGCGACAUGAGCGACGCCCAGAGCAAGGAGCUCUGCGAGACGGCUGACGGAGUCAUGUGCAGCGGCAAAGGUUCCUGUCACUGUGGGAGAUGCAUCUGUUCUCCUCAGGAUUGGUGGGUGUCUGGAGAUCACUGUGAGUGUGACGACCGAGAGUGUGAUAAACACGACGGCCUCAUCUGCACAGGGAACGGCUUGUGCAACUGCGGCAGCUGCGAGUGCUGGGACGGCUGGACGGGGAACGCUUGUGAGAUCUGGGUGGGAACCGAGUACUGAGGACUCCCGUGGUACCAGGAUCCCCGUGGUACUAGGACCACCGUGGUACCAGGACCACCGUGGUACUAGGACCGCCGUGGUACCAGGACCACCAUGGUACCAGGACCACCGUGGUACCAGGACCACCAUGGUACCAAGACCACCGUGGUACCAGGACCACGGUGGUACCAGGACCACUGUGGUACCGGGACCACCGUGGUACCAGGACCACCAUGCUACCAGGACCACCAUGGUACCACCGUGGUACCAGGACCACCAUGGUACCACCGUGGUACCAGGACCACCGCCGCCGGGAACCACCGCAGCAGACCUGACGUCAUCCGAAAUGGACCGAGCAUCAAUCAAACCGUCUUUUAUUGUACUGCUUACAAGUUUAAAGCAUAUUCCAAGUUUAAAAAUAUAUGUUUUCAGAAGCGCUUUCUGAUGUACGACUUUAGUUUCCACCGUAGCAGAGCUUGUUGCAAAUGGAAGAGCAAUUUACCAAAGAUUUAAGGUGUAUUAUUAUGGUAGAAGAUCCUUUAACUAAUACAAACUGUGUGUCAUUUACGGACUCGACUGUAAAUUUGCUUGAAUGCAGAGAUAAACCUUUGAAGUUUUUAUUUCUUUUUUAUGAUAAUAAAACAUUAAAUGUGCCGCAUGACACAACAAUUUUGCAUGAAAAACAAUGCAAAAAACCUUAAUUUUACA
This is a messenger RNA of Cololabis saira (Pacific saury), 2262 nucleotides long. It is a transcript of the gene itgbl1, whose product is annotated as integrin, beta-like 1. Lineage: Eukaryota; Metazoa; Chordata; Actinopteri; Beloniformes; Belonidae. The transcript is spliced from 11 exons. Gene Ontology annotation, biological process: integrin-mediated signaling pathway; cell-matrix adhesion; cell adhesion mediated by integrin. The coding region runs from base 133 to 1575 and encodes 480 amino acids. Gene Ontology annotation, molecular function: integrin binding. The record is from RefSeq and is a predicted model, not a curated record. Gene Ontology annotation, cellular component: cell surface; integrin complex; focal adhesion.